AUGAAAGAAAUUAAUAAAAUUAAGGAAGAAUCAGAGGAUAUAAUAGCAGAAAUUAGGGGAGAAGCAUUGAAUAAGAAAGAAAAACAGUUAGCAAAAAUAAAAGAAUUAGAAACAAAACUUAGUGCUGCUCAAACUGAUUUGUCUAACGAGAAACAAGCCCGUCAACGAGUUGAAAAAGAAAGAGACCAGCGACCAAAUAUUACUUUUGAAGAUUAUGAACGUCUUUUAGAUGAACUUGAAAAAUUAAAGAAUGGUUUAGGAGGUAAAACUUUGGAACAAGUUCAAAUUGAAUUAAAUAAAAUAAGUGAAUUAGAAAAAAGACCAACCCUCGAACAAUUAGAUGGGUUAACUGAAAAAAACACUCAGUUGCAACAACAGAUUGGUAAUUUGCAAGACAUUAUUAAUAAACUACCUGCUGGACUUAUUGGAGAAAAUGAGGAAAUAGAUGAAAAAUCAUUAACUUUAUUAACUAACCUUUCAGAAACGAUUAGAAAAUUAGAAAACGAACGAUUAGAAAAUGAGUUAAAAGAAUCUCAAGAGAAAGUAAAGCGUUUAGAAGAGGAUAAAAACAAAGGAUCAGGAAAACAAUUUCUUGAAGAGAUAAAAGUUUUGGUCGGCGAAGAAGAUGAGGAAAUAAAUGUGUUGGAAAAACUGUUGGCAGAAAAAAGGAUAAAAUCAAAACGGUUAAAAAAUAGGAAAGUAGAGUUAGAGAAUGAAUUAGAAGGAGGUGGUAGUAAAUUAAGUGAGUUAACUGAAGCGAAUACUCGGUUGCAAGAACAAAUUUCUGAUUUGCAACAACAAUUAAAAGACACUUUAGCAAAUAAAAAGCCUGAACUCUCUUCUCCCAAAGUAGAUACUGAAAGCAAAGCCAAAAAAGUAAUUCAGACAGAAUUAGAUAAGUUUAGCAACAUUAAAAUCGAAGAGAUUGGUGAUGAGGAGUUUCUUAGUUUGCAUAAAAAAUUUAAAAAAAUGAAAAAUUGGAUACUUGCUGGUAAUGAUGAAGAAACUGAAGCAGCCAUAAAUAAACAGUCUGAGUUAAAAGAAAUAAAUAUAGUGGAGGAUAUUUAUCAACAAAGACCAAAACACAAAUAUAUAAUAGAUUUAAUUAACGAAGGAAAAGAAGCAAUUGAACAUAAAAAUGUUGAUUUAGCCAAUGAGGUUUUAGAUGACUUAAAAUUUCUUGAAAAAAAAGAAAAGCAAGCAUUUUUUAGCAAAAUAGUUGAGAUAAAUAGGUUGAAGAAAGAAAUGCGUCCUUUAAUCCAAUCUCAACAAGCACAAAUUGUUCAAACUGACCAGCAAGUAGAAAAAGUGACUAACAAUUUUGAAGUUUCUUGUCCCUCACGACAGGGUAGUGGUUUAGGAACGGUAGCAAUAUUUAGCGGGGUUUUGUUGAUGCAAGUUGAAUUAGAAAACAAACUAAAAGAAGUAAUAAGAAAUAAACCUUUUAAUUUUGCCGAGUAUAAGAGGAUUCAGGAGGAGUUGAGUAGGUUAAGGGAGGCAGAACUUCCCGAAGAAAUUCCGUUGAAAAAAUCCCCCCCAACAGAAAAUGAUUUCAAAAAAGCAUUUGGAGUUGCAGCCUACAGUGAACUAAAAUUAGGUGUCGCAGAUUCACUUGCUGCUUGGAAAAACGGCUGGAAUUAUUACAAAGAAGGAAACUUUAAUGAUAGAAAAGAUCUUCCUUACAAUAAAUCAAGGAAAGAACUUGGAAUUUGGGUUCAGGAAUUUGAAAAGGUAAAAGGUGGUUAUGGAACAAUAACUCCGGAAAGUAGAAAAGUUAAAGGAAGCACUUAUGAUAAGAUUCCAAUUAGUCAAAAAAAAACUUUGGCUCAAGGGAAAGAGGGGGCUAAAAUGAAAUUAAUAGAUUUUUCCAGGAAAUUCAAUAUUAGUAAAGAAGAAGAAA
Ambispora leptoticha is the source of this 1900-nucleotide messenger RNA. NCBI's taxonomy places the organism in Eukaryota, Fungi, Glomeromycota, Glomeromycetes, Archaeosporales, Ambisporaceae. The record is from the annotation of a GenBank genome assembly.